This is a messenger RNA of Paramecium sonneborni, 749 nucleotides long. Lineage: Eukaryota; Ciliophora; Oligohymenophorea; Peniculida; Parameciidae. The record is from the annotation of a GenBank genome assembly.
AUGGUUUUAACAGAAUUAGGACAAUAGAUAAAGGAAAUUCUUAAAAGGUUAUCAAAUAAUAAAUAAGAAAUUAAUAAAGCUUUUGUAGAUUAGAUUUUAGAUGAUAUUUCUAUGAUAUUGCUAAAGGCUGACGUUAAUGCUAAAAUUGUAUUAAAAAUGAGAGAAAAUAUCAAAUAUGAAUUUAAAUUACAUGGAACAGAAUUAAUUAAUCUUCAAUAAUUCAUCUUAAAAUGUAUUAUUGAGCAAUUGACUGAAAUUUUCUAAAAUGAUAUUGAACCAUAUUAACCGAAGAAAGGUAAAAGUUUAUAUGUAAUAAAAGGAAAAACUAAUGUCAUAAUGUUCAUAGGUUUAUAAGGAUCUGGAAAAACUACUACUUGCUUUAAAUAUGGUUAUUAUUAUUAAAAAAGAGGUUGGAAAGUAGGAAUUGUUUGUGCAGAUACAUUAUCUUUAGAUUAAACAAAAUAAAAUGCUAUGAAGCUAAGAAUUCCAUUCUAUGGGUAAUUUUGGUGUAUAUAGUAUACAUAAGUUCAUAUACCUAAUCAGAUCCAAUCUAGGUUACCUAUGAAGGAAUAAUAAAGUUCAAGAAAGAACGAGUAGAAUUAAUUCUAGUAGAUACACCUGGAAAAUAUAAAGAAGAAUUGGUUUUAUUUGAAGAAAUUAAAUAAGUUUAGAAUAUUAUAUAACUAAAUAAUAUUAUUUUUAUUUCUAUAAUUUAUGAUAAAAUAUAAAAUAAUGCAUAUUUAAUUUGA